Pangasianodon hypophthalmus (striped catfish) is the source of this 2601-nucleotide messenger RNA. RefSeq names its product fucosyltransferase 8a (alpha (1,6) fucosyltransferase) (gene fut8a). Gene Ontology annotation, cellular component: Golgi cisterna membrane. Bases 645 to 2390 code for a protein of 581 amino acids. Gene Ontology annotation, molecular function: protein binding; glycoprotein 6-alpha-L-fucosyltransferase activity. Gene Ontology annotation, biological process: protein N-linked glycosylation. The record is from RefSeq and is a predicted model, not a curated record. The transcript has 11 exons. NCBI's taxonomy places the organism in Eukaryota, Metazoa, Chordata, Actinopteri, Siluriformes, Pangasiidae.
UGCGCAUGCGCGCAAUUGAAUCAGGCAGGGGGCGCGUAUUGGGUAAACACAACGGUAUAAGACAGGCGACCUCGAACUAUGUCUUUUGAAUGAGACAUAAAUUAUUGUAGAUUUAUUCCACGAAUUCGCAGUGCCCAGCCGUGGAAGCCGGAGUCUCGUCAACGGCCAAAGGAGCUACUGUUCAUCACGUAGUAAAACGUUCUUCCUGUCUCCGUCUCCUCAGCUGUGGCCUCAGUUCCUGUUUCCGCCCAAAUCACACAGCACAUCAUUGCUAUAAGCAUUGUAAGUAAGCAGCAACAAUUAGGACUGGAUUGGGGAUUCUGUUCCGGAUGCAACAACGUCAGGCCACCCCACAGUUAAGGCACAAGAAGAACCCCUAGAGUUGUCCCGUGAUAGGAUACUGAAGAGGUGUCUCCGGCAGAAGACUGGAUGAGCCUAGACAUGAGGAAAAGUGGAGCCAACAAGUACUGAAAUUGAGUAUCCUCUCUCCACAUUGGGAAAAUCCCUAACGUCGACUUCAUGGCCUUUUGAAUUGCUGUGAUUGCUGUUGUCCAUCUCUACUGUUGACUUGUAUAUUGGUGGAGUAGCAGUGGGUAGCAACAAUGCACAAGAGCGCUGUGCUGUGAGGAGAGAGAGAGAGAGACAUGAGGACGUGGACAGGCUCCUGGCGCUGGAUCAUGCUAGUGCUGUUGGCAUGGGGCACCUUGCUGUUCUACAUUGGCGGGCAUCUGGUGCGUGACAAUGAACAGCCUGAGCAUCCCAGCCGUGAACUCUCCAAAAUCCUAGCUAAGCUCGAGAGACUCAAGCAUCAGAAUGAGGAGCUGCGACGCAUGGCUGAGACGCUCAGGUUGCCAGAGGGUCAAGCUGAUGCAGACACUGGAGCUGCAGGGAAGCUCCACAGCCUGGAAGAGCAGUUACUCAGAGCCAAAGAACAGAUCAACUCUUACCGCAGUCUACCUGUUGAUGGCCCAGGGAGAAAACAUGAGGAGUUACGGAGAAUGAUUGAGAAUGGUGUACGAGAAUUGUGGUACUUUGUGCGCAGUGAGGUGAAGAAACUGGGCCACAUAGAGACAGGAGAGCUGCAGAAACACAUCAACAUGCUGCUGCAAGACUUGGGCCACCAUCAGAGGUCCAUCAUGACAGACUUGUACCAUCUGAGCCAGGCAGAUGGAGCUGGAGCCUGGAGAGAGAAGGAGGCCAAAGACCUCUCAGAUCUAGUACAAAACAGGAUAACAUACCUACAGAACCCACCAGACUGUGGAAAGGCACGCAAGCUGGUGUGCAACAUCAAUAAGGGCUGUGGUUAUGGCUGCCAGCUGCAUCAUGUGGUCUACUGCUUCAUGAUCGCCUAUGGCACCCAACGGACACUCAUCCUGGAGUCACAAAACUGGCGCUAUGCCACUGGGGGCUGGGAAACUGUCUUUAAACCUGUCAGUGAUACAUGUACUGACCGCACUGGAGCCUCUACUGGACACUGGUCUGGUGAAAAUAAUGAUCAGGCUGUGCAAGUGGUUGAGUUGCCUAUUGUGGAUAGCCUCCAUCCACGUCCUCCUUACCUGCCGCUGGCUAUCCCAGAGGAUCUGGCUGAACGUUUGCAGCGGCUGCAUGGAGACCCCUCUGUCUGGUGGGUUUCUCAGUUCGUCAAAUAUCUGAUCCGACCUCAGGCUUGGCUUGAGAAAGAGAUUCGUGAAGCGACCACCAAGCUGGGCUUCAAACACCCCAUCAUAGGAGUGCAUGUGCGCAGGACAGAUAAGGUGGGCACAGAAGCUGCAUUCCACCCCAUAGAGGAGUACAUGCUGCAUGUAGAGGACCAGUUCCAGAGCCUGGCACGUCGCAUGCACAUUGAAAAGAAACGUGUUUACCUGGCCACCGAUGACCCUUCACUACUGCAGGAGGCUAAGUCUAAGUACCCAGAUUAUGAGUUCAUCAGUGAUAAUUCCAUCUCCUGGUCAGCUGGCCUGCAUAACCGCUACACUGAGAACUCAUUAAGAGGAGUCAUUCUUGACAUCCACUUCCUGUCCCAGACCAACUUCUUGGUCUGCACCUUCUCCUCCCAGGUGUGUCGUGUGGCCUACGAGAUCAUGCAGACGCUGCACCCAGAUGCCUCAUCCUACUUCUACUCACUGGAUGAUAUCUACUACUUUGGGGGGCAGAAUGCACACAAUCAAGUGGCUAUUUAUGCACAUGAGCCCCACAGCCAAGGAGAAAUUGUGUUGGAGCCCGGAGAUGUGAUUGGAGUGGCUGGCAACCACUGGGAUGGCUACUCCAAGGGCAUCAACCGCAAGAGUGGUCGCACUGGCCUCUACCCCUCUUACAAAGUGAAGGAGAAAAUUGAGACAGUGAAGUAUCCCACUUACCACGAAGCUGACAAGCUGCUUAAGAAACAGUAGAGGGGAUCAAGGGAUGCUGGGAAAUAUAUUUCAUACUUUAUAGUAUAUUGAAGAAAGCCUGGACCUCCUGGAUGGGGAUGCACUUUGUGUGUGUGUGUGUGUGUGUGUGUGUAAGUGAAUGAAUGAAUGAAUGAAUGAGUGAGUGAAACAGUGAGUGCAUGUGUGUCUGACCUUGGACCUGAAGGGGGCCAUAAGAAUUGUAAAAAAAAAA